UGAUGAUGUUUCUGAUGGAUGAUACGCGAAGUGUUAUUGUUCGCAUAAUAAAUUUUCAUAAAAAAAAGUGCUGCGAAUAUAUUUUAAUCAUAUUCCAGAAAAAAGUCUACAUUUCAGCUUCUCGAUUUACAAAACUUUGUAAUUUUUGUGGUUCUGCACAUAUUUCUAUGAAAAAUGGCAUCCAUGGAAAAUAAUUGCCGCAUCUGUUGUAGAACAGAAAGUUUCGAUCCGGUUUGGUUGAAUUCUUGGUCGGAAUCUUUCAAAGAAACGAUCAUGGAUAUGUUUACGUACUGCACCCAACUAGAGGUUUCAUCCGGCGAUAAGCUACCUCAAAAGAUUUGCAAUGCAUGUCUUAAGAACUUAUCAUCCGCUUUUCAAUUUCGUAAACAAUGCCGUCAGUCAAACGCAAUAUUUCAUGAUCUGUUACGGAGGAUGGAAUCCAGUGAGAUCCCGCACCGCGUCGCUCCGGGAGAAUCGAAACCAAACAUCGGUAUUGAGCAAGUCGAUGUUUCGUUCAUGGAACAACUUCAAGCGAUUAAUACCGAUCGGAUUGAACAACAGUCUGACGACGAGAAGUCUGAUCAACCGGAGAAGAAGCCGCUGUUUUUCAUGUGCUGCUUUAAGCGGUGUAACGAGAGGACAAAGGAAUACGAUAAGCUGAAGGAACACGCGACAAAAUGUCACAAAGCACGAAGGCAUGGCAAUGCGAUGAGAAGACAAAAGGAUCACCGCUUAAUAUGUAACAUCUGCCUGGGAGGAUUCUCCAAUCGAUCUCUAUGGAAGAUUCACCAAAGACGCAUUAAAAUACGACACGAACUUCACGACUGUAUCAGAUGUGGUGAGACGUUUGAUUCGGAAGAAAAAUUAGCAUUGCAUGACGGUCCAUCGGGGUGCAGGCCAGAUACGGGAGAGGAAUUUAAUGAAACAAACAAAGAAUCUGCUUUAGAGAAUGAAUUAAUUCGACGUAUAGUCGAAGCAAAAGGCACGGACGAUCUCUUGCGCAUCAGCCAAGAAGAGUAUAAAAUUGUGAAAAAUAGAACAUUCGUUGAUCGAUUACACCAAAAAGAGCUCAAGUAUUCUAAAAAACAAAUUAAACUGUAUUAUGCCUGUAAAUCGUGCAUAUUUCAAGCUGCGAGUGUUGGGGAAAUGGAAUAUCACUUCAAGAGCGGAACUUGUUCCCAAGGGUAUUCAUUUGCUAUUGGUUUUUGCCCAUUGGUGAUACGUCAGAUGAAAAGUUUGAAAUGCGAGGCUUGCAAUUACCAAUGUUACAGAAACAGGAACAUGAGGGAACAUCAGUCGAACCAAAAUCAUCAAGGGGUGCGUCGAUCGAUCAUAACACGGCUUGUGGCCGUAAGAAAUUUCCCAUGUGAAUUCUGUGGUAGAAUACUGUCAACAACAGCAAAUCGGAAGCGACAUCGGAGCAAAUGUACUUUGGCUUCUUUAAUGAGAACUAGAAAACGAAUCGAAUCGGAUAAUACGGAACCGAACAGAAUGGACACCGAUGAGCAACUGCUGAGCAAGGAACACGAUGAACUGGAAUCACUUGCAACAGAAAUCAAAAUUGAAGAGUAUGAUCCAUUAGAUAUGAUCUGUAAAGCUUCGAACGAUCCAAACCAGGAGUGCUCCGAAACACCAUCAUCACAACCCAUCAUCAUACCAGUGGAAACAAUCAAUGGAGCUAAAACCAAAAAAUUACCGCUUGUUUGUCGAUUUUGUGGUUACUCCACCAAAGUACGGGGCAAUUUAAACCGACAUAUCAGAACAUGCCGCAAGAACAUCAACCGCGAAAUACCGCCUAUUCGAAAACAAGUUGAAAGGAUAGGAUCGCUGUUUAGCUGCCAAGAUUGUGGCUAUGGGACCAAUAAACGCGGCAACAUGAAUCGUCAUCUGAAAACCUGUACUUCGAUAGUUCCUCGCAAAGAGUCCACUUAUUUUGGUUCGUCAGAUUCUGAGGGGGAAUGAAUGUGUCCAAGGGUUCAAUCAGAUAUGAUAGUAAAUGGCAUUAAACUUA
Messenger RNA from Armigeres subalbatus, 2011 nucleotides. RefSeq lists its product as uncharacterized. Gene Ontology annotation, biological process: regulation of transcription by RNA polymerase II. NCBI's taxonomy places the organism in Eukaryota, Metazoa, Arthropoda, Insecta, Diptera, Culicidae. Gene Ontology annotation, molecular function: chromatin insulator sequence binding; zinc ion binding. Gene Ontology annotation, cellular component: chromosome; nucleus. Bases 175 to 1962 code for a protein of 595 amino acids. The record is from RefSeq and is a predicted model, not a curated record. The transcript is spliced from 3 exons.